Molecule: messenger RNA, 1744 nt
Organism: Aplysia californica (California sea hare)
Lineage: Eukaryota; Metazoa; Mollusca; Gastropoda; Aplysiida; Aplysiidae
Product: sonic hedgehog protein A
Exons: 5
Biological process (GO): intein-mediated protein splicing; regulation of gene expression; smoothened signaling pathway
Molecular function (GO): patched binding; calcium ion binding
Source: RefSeq, a predicted model, not a curated record
ACUGUCUGUGUCUUCACCAAUAACUGUACUGAUAAAAGUACUGUAUUUACUGACCAAAGCUACUAUCUGUGUCUUCCCCAGCGCUGCAAGGACAAGCUGAACACUCUGGCCAUCUCCGUCCUGAACCAGUGGCCAGGGGUCAAGCUGAGGGUCACCGAGGCCUGGGAUGAGGACGGCAUGCACGCGGAGAACUCUCUGCACUAUGAGGGCCGGGCGGUGGACAUCACUACCUCAGACAGGUCACUCGCUGAGUAUGAAUUAUUGAUGGUCAAGGCCGUUUCUGCUGGCUAUAAAUGGAUAUUUUUUUCAUCCAAAUCUCAUCUCCCUACCUCUUGUGUCUCCACAGACUCCUCGGUGGCCAUCAAGAUCGGCGGCUGCUUCCCUCCACACAGCCUGGUCCUCACCCAUCACGGAAACACGGUACCCAUGACGGAAGUCCACGUCGGAGACCGCGUUCUGAGCAUGCGCAGUGACGGACAGCUGGUGUACAGUGACGUCGUAGCCUUCCUGGACCGCAGCGCGAGCCAAGUGGGUCAGUACUACUCUCUGAGCACCGAGUCGGGUCGACAGAUCACCCUGACGGCCAAGCACCUUAUCUACGUCACAGGCGGGACGCCAGAUGACGUGGACAGCCUGGCGUUAGGGUCGUCUUCACCAAAGAUGUCGUCAUCAUCUUCUCCUUCCUCGCCCUUUUUUUCUGAUACCUCAGUUUCUCCCAGCGUUGUGUUCGCUGAGGAGGUCAGAGUGGGUCAGUACCUCAUUCUGGCUCACACAGACGGCACGGACUUCGUUCUGCCGCCCCACCACAGCGCGGGAGACGUCUCUCCAACUGGUGACGUCUUUAAAACUGAUGACGUCUCUCAAACUGGCGGCGUCUCUCAAACUGGCGGCGUCUCUCAAACUGAUGGCGCUUCCUCCUCCCCGCGGAGGGGGGCAGGUAGAUCUACAUCUGCGCCACAAGACAUUGACAAAAACGUUGUGUAUACCUCCCCUCCCACUCCCUCCCCCUCCUCAAGCGUCGGGUUCACGCGGGUAGAGAGAGUGGUGUCCGUCAGCGCGCGGUCAAUGACCGGGGUGUACGCGCCGCUGACGUCACACGGGACUAUCGUCGUGGACGGCGUCGUCACUUCCUGUUACGCUUUCAUCAAAGACGAGCGUUUGGCUCACGGAGUCUUUGCCCCUGUGCGGGCGUACCACGUGAUGAAAACACUUGUCAGUGAUUGGCUGAGGGAAUAUUAUGGACCCUUUUUCAGUUGGAUAGAGAAGUUGGCGAUACCGGUAUUGUCCCCUGUUGAUAAAUCGUUGGUGGCGGCGGGGAAUGGAACUGUCUGCCCUCAGCAAGACGGGGCCCACUGGUACGCCCGGGCCCUCUACAGUGUAGCCAUAAAUGUAUUGGGGAUGGAUCUGACCAUAGCCAUAUGAAUACCUCUGCGAGUAUCUAGGAUUCGGAGAGGCGAAUACACUGAUGCACAGACACACAUUAUUGAUGCUGAAAAGUUCAGUAGUAAACUUAGUGACAUUCAUAUACAUGUACUUGCAUGAGCACACGAGCACCGACAGGAACAGAAUUACAUGCUUAUAGAAGAUAGCAACAACAACAACAACAGCAACAACAACUACAACAACAACAACACCAACAACAACUACAACUGGUCGUGCACUUGUAGCGUGUUUAUUCACGCCAACAACCUCAAGGAUAGUACAUACAUAGGGACAAAGGAAACUCAGAACAAAGCCACCCGAA